Messenger RNA from Peromyscus maniculatus bairdii (prairie deer mouse), 4374 nucleotides. It is a transcript of the gene Lgi1, whose product is annotated as leucine rich glioma inactivated 1. The record is from RefSeq and is a predicted model, not a curated record. Gene Ontology annotation, molecular function: protein binding. Lineage: Eukaryota; Metazoa; Chordata; Mammalia; Rodentia; Cricetidae.
CAGGUCUCUUCCCCCGAGCAGUGCACUGCCUGAGCGAGGAACAGCUCACGAAGCAGCCUGAGGUCCCUGUUUUGAAAAAGCAGAUACAGAGGCAGAGGAGGGUGGACUCCUGUGUGACCUGUUCAGAGCAAGACAAUCAGCAGCUGAAUUCCAGAAGCCCUGUUCAUGUGUGGGGAUAUUUUCUCGACUACAUGGAAUCGGAAAGAAGCAGAAGAAUGGGAAAUGCCUGCAUCCCCCUGAGAAGAAUUGCCUGUUUCCUCUGCCUCUUUUCCGUGGUUUUGCUGACUGAGGGGAAGAAACCAGCGAAGCCAAAAUGCCCUGCCGUGUGUACUUGUACCAAAGAUAACGCUCUCUGUGAGAAUGCCAGAUCCAUUCCACGCACCGUUCCUCCUGAUGUUAUCUCACUAUCCUUUGUGAGAUCUGGUUUUACUGAAAUCUCAGAAGGGAGUUUUUUAUUCACACCAUCGCUGCAGCUCUUGUUAUUCACAUCGAACUCCUUUGAUGUGAUCAGUGAUGAUGCUUUUAUUGGUCUUCCACAUCUAGAAUAUUUAUUCAUAGAAAACAACAAUAUCAAGUCCAUUUCAAGACAUACUUUCCGGGGACUCAAGUCUUUAAUUCACCUGAGUCUCGCAAACAACAAUCUCCAGACACUCCCAAAAGAUAUUUUCAAAGGCCUGGAUUCUUUAACAAAUGUGGACCUGAGAGGCAACUCAUUUAAUUGUGACUGUAAAUUGAAGUGGCUGGUGGAAUGGCUUGGCCACACCAAUGCGACUGUGGAAGACAUCUACUGUGAAGGCCCCCCGGAAUAUAAGAAACGCAAAAUCAAUAGCCUCUCCCCCAAGGAUUUUGAUUGUAUCAUUACAGAAUUUGCAAAAUCCCAAGAUCUACCUUAUCAGUCACUGUCCAUAGACACUUUUUCUUAUAUGAAUGAUGAAUAUGUAGUCAUUGCUCAGCCUUUUACUGGAAAAUGCAUUUUCCUGGAAUGGGACCAUGUAGAGAAGACCUUCCGGAAUUAUGACAACAUUACAGGCACGUCCACUGUGGUGUGCAAGCCUAUAGUCAUUGAUACUCAGCUCUAUGUCAUUGUGGCCCAGCUCUUUGGUGGCUCUCACAUCUAUAAGCGAGAUGGUUUUGCAAACAAAUUCAUAAAAAUCCAGGAUAUUGAAGUUCUCAAAAUCCGAAAACCCAAUGACAUCGAAACAUUCAAGAUUGAAAACAACUGGUACUUUGUCGUUGCUGACAGUUCCAAAGCUGGGUUUACUACCAUUUACAAAUGGAAUGGAAACGGAUUCUACUCGCACCAAUCCUUACAUGCCUGGUACAGGGAUACUGAUGUGGAAUACCUAGAAAUAGCCAGAACACCAUUGACCCUCAGAACACCUCAUUUAAUCCUGUCCAGUAGUUCCCAGCGCCCUGUCAUUUACCAGUGGAGCAAAGCAACACAAUUAUUCACUAACCAAACUGACAUUCCCAACAUGGAGGAUGUGUACGCAGUGAAGCACUUCUCUGUAAAAGGUGAUGUGUACAUUUGCUUGACCAGAUUCAUUGGCGACUCCAAAGUCAUGAAGUGGGGUGGCUCCUCCUUCCAGGACAUUCAGAGGAUGCCAUCACGAGGAUCCAUGGUGUUCCAGCCCCUUCAGAUAAAUAAUUACCAAUAUGCAAUUCUCGGAAGCGAUUACUCCUUCACUCAAGUGUAUAACUGGGACGCGGAGAAAGCCAGAUUUGUGAAAUUUCAGGAAUUAAAUGUUCAAGCACCCAGGUCGUUCACACAUGUGUCCAUUAACAAGCGUAAUUUCCUUUUUGCUUCCAGUUUUAAAGGAAACACACAGAUCUACAAACAUGUCAUAGUUGACUUAAGCGCAUGAGACACCAAACUCCAUGACUACCAUCGGAAACUUUCUACAGUAUGUGACCUGGAUGAACUCAAUGCAUGAUGACUCUUCUUAUCACACUUGCAGGUGAAUGCCUUUCAACAUUGAGACUGCUAAAGCCAAGACUACCAGUAUUGCCAUCCUUACCUGUCCAAUCCAGUGGUGUGGGAAGUUACCUUUUAUAAGACCAAGUUUCAUUCUGUAACUGUUCUUUGCAGUGAAGAUGUGUAAAUAAGUGUUUAAUGGUAUCUGUUACUCCAAAAAAGAAAUAUUCAUAUGUACUUUUCCAUUUAUUUAUUCACGUGUUCAGAACAACUGCCAAAUAAAAUGUUUACAUUUUCUUUCAUAUCCCAAAGGUAAUUAUUUACAAGAGCUGUUUGAUUCUUGUUGAUUGUAUGUUGAGGAAAUAGUUUUAUAUAAUAGGAUUAUAUUUGGAUCAAGGAUUUAUGGUAUGAAUAUUGAGUAAAGUUUUAAAAAAUGAAAAUGAUUUCCCAUAAUUUAUAAACAUGUUUAUCUGGGUUCUAUUAGAGGAUUUUGAACACUCGGAAGUCAUGACUUUUAGGGACACUUUGAGAUGAAAGAGUAACACUUUUAAAUGAGAGGGAGAGAGUUUACCUAUUAUGUUAAGACUAAUCGGUAAUGAGGAGGAAGGCCAUCCUGUCCCAUCUGAUAGCCUCGGCUGAAAAUACCACUCAGCCAUUUGAUAGAAGAAAUUUCAGAAUUAGGAUUGAGUAGCCCCUGAUCUAGGACUUUCUAAAUAUCUAACUCUAGAGUCGCCUGACAGCUGGUAGAUUGUAACUUUAUGUACAGCACUUGCCUCCCAUGUGCUGGCUCUGGAGGCCCCUCUCUGUGAUGAAGAACUUUUUGCUUCUAGACACUGGAUUUGCCAUAACUGACCUGCCACACAGUGCCUACAAGGCUCAUGUUUGAUUUUCUAGAUUCCUGCUUCUGGAUCACUUGAGUCAUUAGUAGCUUGUACACUGCCUGUUAUGUACAUAGUAGGCUCUCAAAGAAUGUUUUUCAAAGCCUGGGUAUAUAGUUUCAUGAAGUUCUUGUGUGGCAUGUGUAAAGCCCUGGGUUCAAUUCUCAGCACCAGACAAAAAAGCACUUUUGAGAACACGUGUGGCUCCCUCUCUUAUAAUAAACUGCACAAGCCCCUCUGACCUACCUAGUACUUACUGAGUACUUGUUGAGAAUGUAGUGUGGUUGUGGGAAACUAAUACGGGAGUAGGGUGUGAUGCCUGCCCUCUGUAGUCUUAGAAAAAUAAUUGAAGUGGGCUAAAAGUACAGAAGGAUCUAUAGAUUAAGCAAUGAGUGUGUGAAGCAUCAUCUGAACAGUCUGGAUUUGGAGUAUCAUAGGAAUAGUAAGCAUGACUUUGGGGAUGCUAUGCUCUUUGUUUGACUUAAGGGAAGAUGCAAUUUCAAGAGGAGGUUGUGUGGGGAAGACAUCACUGGCACAAACUGUUGUGUGUGCUGUCUUUACGGAGGGCUUUUGAGUUUGCUUAAGUUCCCCACUGGGUGGAGGUGGGCAGACAGCAGCUUCCCAGGCCCAGUAUAAGUCUGGUAGACUGAGGCAUGAGGAGUCCCCAUAAUAAUGACACAGUCUCCAAAGAGUCAACACCCUGGGUCAUUGUGCAUAAGGGCCAGAUUUUAUUAUUCAUAUAGUAAAGAUAACAGGUCUGGCUUCAGGGUUACAGGGGAGAAGGAGGUUUAACUACUUCGGAUCCUGCACCUAGGAGAACUGGCCUUGGAACACCUCUUCUCUGUUCUGAUAAGCAGCAUUGUGUGCUGCUGGAGAAUGCCUGCUUCGUACAGUCUGGGUAGAACUCCAGCUCUGCCGUGCAUAAGCUUUGCCACAGGCAAGGAACUUGACCCACCUGAGCCCAUUUCUCCAUUGUAAAGAUGGGCAACAAUACCCACUUCCGGGGAGGAGAGAGUUAAAUGAGAAAACACAUGAGCAGCGGAUGGUAGUUCCCAAAUGUAGCCCCGACCACCCCACCCACCAUGCUCUGUGAGACCCUGCCCCGAAUUCAUUAAGAGGUAGGCAUCUAACUCACCUGUUAUUGUCUGAAUGGUUAACGACUUGCUUGUAAUUCAUUGACUGUGGUGAAAAUGAUACAGUUUGGCAUCCAUGCUAGGUCAUCAAAACCAUGAACUCUUUCUUGCCUUGUAAAUUGGGACACUUGCCUGCAGAGCCCCAAACAGUGCAGAAGAAGUCCUACUCACCAGAGGCCAUUGUUCUGUGUUGAAAACCAAACCCAUGGAGCAAUCACCUCCUGGUGCUUUGGUCAACAGGCCCAGCUGGUGUCACAGCCGACAGCCAUCAUCAACCACCAGUCCUGCGAAGCCUACAACUCCAGAUCCUGCGGUCAAGGAACAACAUGACAUCAGACCUUCUCAUCAGAAGGGCAGCCAUUAGAGAGCAGCAAGCCAUCCACAAUAUCCCUGUCCAAAUUCGUGCCCCAGACUCUAUGAGCAUAAUAAAGUGGUUGUUUUAAACGGA